Acytostelium subglobosum LB1 is the source of this 2670-nucleotide messenger RNA. RefSeq lists its product as hypothetical. The transcript has 2 exons. The record is from RefSeq and is a predicted model, not a curated record. Lineage: Eukaryota; Evosea; Eumycetozoa; Acytosteliales; Acytosteliaceae. The coding region runs from base 1 to 2670 and encodes 889 amino acids.
AUGAAGCUACGCUACUGCUUACUUCUUGUUACAUUACUAUUUGUCGCAAUCAAUGCGCAGGACAAUUGUGAGUCCAUAACGGACCUGCAAACAUGUGAGGCGAACCCAAGUUGUGUGUUCCUGUUCUACAAUACAUGCUGUGGCAAGGAGGUGCACUACUGUGUCAGCAAUAACAACUGUAACUCGGAGCUCAGCUGCAUGAAAUCAGACAAUGGCGACAUUGCAGAGUUCUGGAACACCUGUAGACCAAGCAAAGGUUUCUCUCACUACCAGAUGCCCAACGCCACCUGUGAGAGCCUGGGCUGCGCCGACAACUGUGACUGGAUCGAGUCGACCCCAUGUUACGGAACAUCCUGUUGCCCAAGAGUCCCAGUCUGCAAGGGUGCCUCCUCCGGAAGCUCAUCCUCUGGCUCGUCCUCUAGUUCAUCCUCAUCCUCUGGCUCAUCCUCGUCCUCGGGCUCAUCAUCCUCGUCAUCCAGCACUGGCACUCUUCCAAGAACCUGUGCCGGUUACGAGUGUGCUAGCACCCACCACUGUGUGAUGAUCUCCAACGUUCCAGUCUGUAUCCCAGUCUCCACCGGCACCACUGCCACUGGUACCUCUGGCUCAUCCUCAUCCUCUGGCUCCUCCUCCUCGAGCUCUGGUACCUCUGGUGGCGACCUCUGCCGCUACGUACAGUGUGACCCAAGCUCAUUCUGCUCGCUCAUCAACGGCAAGCCAAAGUGUAUCCCACACACUGUCACCUCGACCUCAGCCACCUCCACCUCUGGUACCUCUGGCACCUCUGGCGGCGACCUCUGCAGCCACUUGAGAUGUGACGUCGGCUUCCACUGCGAGUUGCUCGGUGCCAAGGCCACCUGUGUCGCUGACAAGCAAGGACUCUCAUGCGCCAACAUCAUCUGCCCACUCGGCUUCCACUGCUCAAUGUACACUGGCGUCCCAACCUGCGCCUGUGACAACGUCCCAGAGACCUGUGACAACUUCAAGUGCCCACCAAACCAGCACUGCGGUAUCGUCAAGGGCAAGGCCACCUGUCUUGCCGGCGCCCUCGUCACCACCACCGCCACCACCACUGCCACCACCGGAGUCACCACCACCGCCACCACCACCGCCACUCUCGGUGGAACAACAACCGCAACACCACCAACUGACUGCUGCACCAACUUCCAGUGCCCACAGGGUAAGAAGUGUGUCGAGGUCAACGACGUGCCAACCUGCGUGGACAUCCCCCACGUCUGUGCCUCCGUGGUCUGCCCCAACGGCCUCAAGUGCAUUGAGCUCAACAACAGCCCAACCUGUAUCAACGCCGACCAAUCCAUCCCACCCGUCUGUGUCAACGUCACCUGUCCAUGGGGCAGAAGAUGUGUUGAGCUGAACAACUGGGCCGCCUGUGUCCCCAACCCAACCCAGCCACCCAAGGAGGACUGCUGCGCUGGCGUCUGGUGCCCACCAAACCAGAAGUGCAUUGAGAACAACGGAGCUGCCCUCUGUGUUGCCGCCCAGCCAGACUGCUGCACCGGAGUCACCUGCCCAAUUGGCUUGAAGUGUGUUGACGUCCAGGGUGCCGCCACCUGUGUUACCAUCACCCCAACCCCAAGACCAGAUUGCUGCACCGGAGUUACCUGCCCAAUUGGCUUGCAAUGCGUUGACAUCAAGGGUGUUGCCACCUGUGUCACCAUCCAGCCAACCCCAAGACCAGACUGCUGCACCGGAGUCACUUGCCCAAUUGGCUUGAAGUGUGUUGACAUCAAGGGUGCCGCCACCUGUGUCACCAUCACCCCAACCCCAAGACCAGACUGCUGCACCGGCGUUACCUGCCCAAUCGGCUCCAAGUGUGUUGAUGUCCAGGGCGUUGCCACCUGUGUUACCAUCCAACCAACCCCCAAGCCAGACUGCUGCGCCGGAGUCACUUGCCCAAUUGGAUUGAAGUGCGUUGACCUCCAGGGUGUUGCCACCUGUGUCACCAUCCAGCCAACCCCAAGACCAGACUGCUGCACCGGCGUUACCUGCCCAAUCGGAGCCAAGUGUGUUGACAUCCAAGGUGUUGCCACCUGUGUCACCAUCACCCCAACCCCAAGACCAGACUGCUGCACCGGCGUUACUUGCCCAAUUGGCGCCAAGUGUGUUGACAUCCAAGGUGUUGCCACCUGUGUUACCAUCACUCCACAGCCAACCCUCAAGCCAGACUGCUGCACCGGCGUCACUUGCCCAAUUGGAUUGAAGUGUGUUGACCUCCAGGGUGUUGCCACAUGUGUCACCAUCCAACCAACCCCAAGACCAGACUGCUGCACCAACGUUGCCUGCCCAAUUGGCACCAAGUGUGUUGACAUCAAUGGAGUUGCCAACUGUGUUACCAUCACCCCACAGCCAACCCCAAGACCAGACUGCUGCACCGGCGUCGUCUGCCCAAUUGGCACCAAGUGCGUUGACAUCCAGGGCGUUGCCAACUGUGUCACCAUCACCCCAGCACCAACCAACUGCUGCACUGGCACCAUCUGCCCAGCUGGCAAGAGAUGUGAGGACCGCCAGGGAGUCGCCUACUGUGUUGACUUGAACCCAACUACCUUAAUCCCAACUCAGCCACCCACAGACAUUUGCUCCAGCAUCGCCUGUCCAGCAGGAAUGAGAUGUAUCUCGAACAAUGGCAAGGGUCAAUGCAUCUACAAUUAA